GUGCCGGCGCCUAUAAGAGCCGGAGCGCUGCGGCCGGAGCCUAUUGUUAGCCGGAGCCGGGGCGGUUCUGGUCUUCUACUGCCAGGGUUCCCCGCGCUGCCGGAGCCACCCGCACCCCUCCGCCUGCUGGCCGGCCUGCCCAUUCACCCUCCCUUUCCGCCCUGCCGCCCUGGGAGCCCUGGGAGCUCCCCGACCGUCGCCGCGGGGCCCGGCACUCGCUCGCUCCUCCCUCCUUCCCUCCCGGGCUAGGGCGGCGGCAGCGGGGGCGGCUGAGACCAUCUCGGGAGGAGGCAGCUGCGGCGGGGCCGGAGGUUGGGGAGACAUUUUAUACUUGUGAAGAUCUAGGUCAAGGGUUUUCCUGACAGCUUAUGUCCUUCAAAAUUGAGAGCCUGGCGCAGUAUUUCCCAAAGUGUGCUGUGAAGAUUAUCUGCCCCCUAACAUACUUUGGAAAUUGUGCAGAACCCUAAUGCACCUGGCCAGCUGGUGGUGAGCAGGGGCUUCCCAAGGAAACCCUUUGAAACCAAUGGAUGCAUUCACGGGCUCGGGUCUCAAGAGGAAGUUUGAUGAUGUGGAUGUGGGCUCAUCAGUCUCCAACUCAGAUGAUGAGAUCUCUAGCAGCGACAGUGCUGACAGUUGCGACAGCCUCAAUCCUCCUACAACUGCCAGCUUCACACCUACAUCCAUCCUGAAGCGGCAGAAGCAGCUUCGGAGGAAGAAUGUACGCUUUGACCAGGUGACUGUGUACUACUUCGCCCGACGCCAGGGUUUCACCAGUGUGCCCAGCCAGGGUGGUAGCUCUCUGGGCAUGGCCCAGCGCCAUAACUCUGUACGCAGCUACACACUCUGUGAGUUUGCCCAAGAGCAGGAAGUGAACCAUCGAGAGAUUCUUCGUGAGCACCUGAAGGAGGAGAAACUUCAUGCAAAGAAAAUGAAGCUGACCAAGAAUGGGACAGUGGAGUCGGUGGAGGCCGAUGGCCUGACGCUGGAUGACGUUUCAGAUGAAGACAUUGAUGUGGAAAACGUGGAGGUGGAUGAUUACUUCUUCCUGCAGCCUCUGCCCACCAAACGGCGACGGGCCCUGUUGAGGGCUUCUGGGGUUCACCGAAUUGAUGCUGAAGAAAAGCAAGAACUUCGAGCCAUCCGCCUUUCUCGAGAAGAGUGUGGUUGUGAUUGUCGACUGUAUUGUGACCCAGAGGCGUGUGCCUGUAGCCAGGCUGGGAUUAAAUGCCAGGUGGAUCGCAUGUCCUUUCCGUGUGGCUGCUCCAGGGAUGGCUGCGGGAACAUGGCUGGGCGCAUUGAGUUUAAUCCAAUCCGAGUCCGGACUCAUUACCUCCACACCAUCAUGAAGCUGGAGCUGGAGAGCAAGCGGCAGGUGAGCCGCCCGACGGCCCCAGAGGAGGAGCCCUCACCUGCCGCGGGCUGCAGCCUGACAGGGGCCCAGGACUCUGAGACCCAGGACUUCCAGGAGUUCCUCGCUGAGAAUGAGACUGCGGUGAUGCACCUGCAGAGUGCGGAGGAACUGGAGCGGCUGAAGGCUGAGGAGGACUCGAGUGGCUCCAGUGCCAGCCUGGACUCGAGCAUGGCGAGCCUGGGGGUGUGUAUCCUGGAGGAGCCGCUGGCUGUUCCCGAAGAGCUGUGCCCAGGCCUCCCCGCCCCCAUUCUCAUCCAGGCACAGCUACCCCCAGGCUCCUCUGUCCUGUGUUUCGCUGAGAACUCGGACCACCCGUCGGCCUCGACGGUGAGCAGCCCACCCUACUUGAACAGUGGGCCCCUGGUCUUCUACCAGGUGGAGCAGAGGUCAGUGGUGGGAGCGAAAGGAGAGCCUGGUAGAGAAGAAGGCACAGCCCCUUUCCCCAAGGAGAAGGACCUCAACGUCUUCUCUCUCCCUGUUACCUCACUGGUGGCUUGCAGCCCCACAGACCCAGCUGGCCUCUGUAAAUCAGAGGCGGGAAAAACACCUACUCUAGGAGCGCUGUUGCCGGAAGAUUGUAACCCCAAGGAGCCCGAGAAGGAAGACUUCCACCCUUCUUGGUCCCCCUCGAUCCUCCCCUUCCACAGGGACAGUGAAGAGGGACGCGGGCCGGAGAAGAGUUCCCGGCAGGGGGAGGACCGGCCCCCUGAAGAGUCUGCCCUAGAACUCCCUCUGGUGGUGUGACACGGUGGUAGAGAUAGGGCCUCUCCUCCACUUUCUAUUUAUUCCCCUAUUUUAUCUAAUGCCACUUCAAGACUGUAGAAGCAGCUGCUGCUCCCACGUUAUUUUAUUGGGGUCUUUGGGAGGAGUGGGUGGGAAAGGAUUGUUUGUACAAGUAUUUUUUAAAAGGGAAACAGUACCAAGGAGACCAGCUCCAGCUCGACCUGGGGAUAGAGUCUUAAAGGCGGCUGCACAGUGCCCAAUACUGGGCUUUCUGGGCCAUCAGAACAAAGAGGUAGGAUCUCACAGGAGGAGCUGGGUAAUUCAAGCAGCUAUUCUUUAUGUAGGGACCAGAACACAAGAAUUUGAACAGCAUGGCAAAGCCCUUGCUCUCCUGGGCUCCAGAGAGGGCACGAACUCAUUUGCCUCUGGUUAUUCUAAUACUCCAUCUUGGUGUGUCUUCAUCAUGCAGUUGCCAAGAUCACCUGGCAGGAUCUAGAGAGGAGGGCUAGAAGCGUCUCUGCUUCUAUACAGAACCUCCAGAAUUUCUAAAAAUUUAAACCUGCCUUCCUCUGACCCCUAUUUGGUAAAUAAGUUAAUAUUUGACAUGUUUGGUGUUCUCUGACCAGCUCCCCACACUGGGGAUUCCUGGUCUGUAACUUGAAUUACUGUAUUUCUUUCACAUGCUUUUAGGUACUAGAGUUUAACUUGUCUGUCUUCUUUUUCUCUAUCAUUUUUUCCUUUGAAGAAAAAGAGCUAACUUGGCUGGGGAUGUGGUAUAAAGAGCCCAAGGCUUCUGCUUUUAUCUUAACACUAGCUCCGUUGGGUAGCUUCAGGCGGGUCUCACCCAUCUCACAGGAGCCCAUACAGAGCAUUAACUAUGUCCAAAGGAGGCCACAGGAACAGCCUGUUGUCUGGAGAGAUGAUUUGAUUGGUGUCAUGUUUGCUUUUUCAUCCAACCCCCAACCAGCCCCCGCCCCAAGAUCUGAGCUUUAAAUGGAACAUAUGAUAUGGCAAUCUAAGGACACCUACUAGUUUGUUGGGUUUUUUUUUUGUAUCUAUCCUCAUGAUCCUUUUUGGAUAUACAGGGUUAGAGUUCUUACACUAUUCCAAUUCAACUCCAAGAAUUGCACAUAUUUACUGGACCUCCUUCAUCUUAACAUAGAUAUUGGAAGACAAACCGAUUAUUAAAAUGCCAUACAACUCCCAAGUUCCAAAGGAUUCAUAAUCUGAUUGUAGCCUUGGAAAUGUAUAGGAUGGAACUCAAAUUCUGUCCUUACCUUUGUCAGUGGUUCCUGUUCCUCUUAUGUCUAGCUUAUGUUUCAAGAUCUGCUUCACUGAACUCCACUGAUUUCUUUUUAUUGGCAUAGAUUAUCUUUGCCUGUUUGAAAUGGACACAGUAGGGAGCAAAACACUAUUCUCUAGCAUAUACCAUGUUUCACUUCCAGUAUGAUUUAUUAACCAGGAAUGAAAAGAAUAAAAACUUUUUUUGGUAGGGGAGAUAACUGUUCAUUCCUAAUUGCUCAUAAACCCUUUUCUUAUGGGAUAGUUAAGGCUCUGGUGUCUUAAAGCAACCCCUAUCUAUUUGUCAGCAGCAUUUCACCUAUAAAAUCUGAGCCUCAAGGGCUUUGUAAUACAGAUACAUGUUUUAAUCCAUUCCGCCUUUCCUGUUCAUUCCUGUUUUUGUUUGGUUUUAUGUUAGAAAGGGAGUUCUCAAUUAGGUGCAUAGGUCUAUAUCUCUCCCCUCCCCCCAGGCUCAUAAAACAGAGUUGAGGGUACCUGAGAUUUAGAUAAUUCUUCCAAACUGAGUAACCCUCCCCCUCCUUAGACGGGACUCUCAAACACAAGAUUGAAGCUUCCCUCGGAAUUCAGCUCCAUGGAGAAAAGACUCUGAAAAUUUGUUGGAAGGAAAAGGAAGCUUUACAAAUUCUCUCCUUAUGAAGCGCCAGCUUAAUUUAGUGGGCAGAUUCCAACUGCUCAAUAAGAAAGACAUUAGCCUUUGGGAUCCAAUGAAAUUGUUUGCAAUUAUUAAACUCAUUGCCAACCCACAAGAUAUUUGAUAUUUCUGUAAAACUCCACUUUCUAAGCCCAUCCCUUCAUUAAAUACAGUUUUGAUGCACUAACUCCAAACUUCAAAUGCUAAAUGUUAGCAUUUAGCAUUAACUCUUGUCAAGCAAAGGGCCUUUUCUACAACCAAGUCCAUCUCAUUUCUGGUGCUACCUAAAUGGGACAAAAUUAUAGCUCAUGGUUGUUAGAAAAGGUAGACCUCUGACCAUAGAAAUGGAUUGCUUCAGGCCCACUCAAUCUAGGCCUAGAUAAAAGAAAUGAAGCUUAUUACCAGCUUUCUCACAUACUGUAUACAUAAGUAGUAUUUUCAAUGUGAAUCCAAAGCUUGUCUGGUUCUCUGAAAACAAUUAUUUCCCCUUUAGGUUCUUUACAUUGUGAUAAUGCCGUAUUUAAAGAGAAUAUUUAAAUGUAAUAUUAAAGAAAUAUUCAAAAGAA
Molecule: messenger RNA, 4633 nt
Organism: Heterocephalus glaber (naked mole-rat)
Lineage: Eukaryota; Metazoa; Chordata; Mammalia; Rodentia; Bathyergidae
Source: RefSeq, a predicted model, not a curated record